Colletotrichum orchidophilum is the source of this 840-nucleotide messenger RNA. RefSeq lists its product as uncharacterized. The record is from RefSeq and is a predicted model, not a curated record. The coding region runs from base 1 to 840 and encodes 279 amino acids. NCBI's taxonomy places the organism in Eukaryota, Fungi, Ascomycota, Sordariomycetes, Glomerellales, Glomerellaceae. Gene Ontology annotation, molecular function: oxidoreductase activity, acting on a sulfur group of donors, disulfide as acceptor. The transcript is spliced from 5 exons.
AUGGGGGCACAUCGAGGUUGUUCAGAACACCGCUCCGUCUACCGUCAACAACGUCAAGAUCAAUACCAAGCUCCCGCCGAUACACCGGCUCCUCCUGCGCCGGAAACUCACUCCUACCGCUAUACCGAUCCCGAUCACGCCGUAAUCAUGGACGAAAAGCGAGACUACUACGGAUACCGCACAUCUACACCCCCUCCUCUCCCGGCCAUGUCUGCACGGAUGACCCGGAGAAGGGGUAUCCUGCCCGUCCUGGCCAUGGCCGCCUUGUUUGCCUACUCCGUCUGGAACUACACGCGCCACCCCUUCAGCCCGGCCGGCAGCGGCACCACUACCCACAUCGUCCCCCAGGAAGCUCCGGUCGAGGUUGCCAAGAGCUUGGUUCCGUUGGAGGCACACAUCAUGAGCAAAUGUCCGGAUGCGAGGGACUGCUUGCGAGAUUUGGUUUUGCCUACCAUGGUGAAGUCCCUGGACAAGGUCAACUUCACCCUGUCGUAUAUUGGCACACCGACCGAGAAUGACGGCGUAGACUGCAAGCACGGCCCUGCCGAGUGCAUGGGAAACAUUAUUGAGCUUUGCGCCAUUCACCUCUACCCGGAUCCUAAGAUCAACCUGGGCUUCACCAUGUGCCUCAGCCGCGAAUACAGCGCCAUUCCUGACCGUACUCUGGUCGAGGACUGCGCUCUCGAGCACGCCAUCGAUAUCAAGGCCCUCGACGACUGCGCUACCCAGGACGACGGAGGCUUUGGUGUUGGCAUGCUGCGUGACAGCGUCCGCCGGAGCCGGUGUCACCAAGAGCUGCACCGUCAGACUCAACGAGGAGAUAUACUGCAUCCGGGAUGA